Molecule: messenger RNA, 2477 nt
Organism: Stomoxys calcitrans (stable fly)
Lineage: Eukaryota; Metazoa; Arthropoda; Insecta; Diptera; Muscidae
Exons: 3
Coding region: 40-2331 (763 amino acids)
Source: RefSeq, a predicted model, not a curated record
GAUAGUACCUACCUACCGGUACCAGAUCACACCAAAACUAUGGAGUCGAAUAUAGAUCAGAAGUCGGGAGCCUUUUCGCCUAAUUCAGAAGGAACAUCCACAAACGGAGUUUCAAAUCUUCAGAAUUCAAAUUUUGUCAACUGUGAACAUGAAUUGAAUGCCAAAGCUUUAAGAGAUGACGAAACGAUAUCAUAUAAAUAUCAGCGGCCCCUUUCUCCCUCGCCAAACCCAGACAAAAGUUCCCCAAAAGAAGAUUUAGGUCGACAACAUCAUUCAAAUUUGGUCAAUUAUGAUGAAUUCAAGUUGGACUUGGAAAGAAGCCAUCGUGAUUUUGGAACAAGACCAAGCUCCAGGAAAACCAAAAACUAUGAUAGGAAUAUGUUAGCGGGAAGACCUAAAUUGGAUAAUAAUCCGAAACAGGAAUCGCAAUUUAUUGAAAAUAAGACCAAAAAACUUUUUGAAGGUCAUUCAACUGGACUAAACUCUUAUGAGGAUAUGUUAAACCUUGGACCAGUUGGUAUAAAUGAUUCGAUAUCUAAUCGUUACCUAAGUAAAUUGCAUGAUCAAUUUUCAAGAGCUAUUUGCAAAGAGUUAAAGCAAAAUCCAAAGUUUAAGAAUGUAUUUUCCUCUAAAGAACUAAGAAAAGCGGAAAACUUUAAUAAGCAACCAGUACCAGAAGAAUUGGAGUUACAAUCCCAAAAUAUGAAAGACACAAUGAAUUCAAGUGGCUUUAAGGAAGAAAUGGUCCCUAGCCCAUCAGCUUUAAAGACAAGAAGCUCACAAAAACCAAUGAACAGUAGGGAAGGUUUAAUAUCAGCAAAUUUGAGUUUGACUACUCUGAAAAAUCCCCAAUAUUUACCUUUGGCUAUGAACCCCAAAUCGAAUGUCGAUUUGCGAAAAACUCAGUCGUUAACGUAUGAAAAAUUCCAUCUUACCACAGAUAAGAACUUCAAAAAACCCAAGGAUUAUGGGACAUCGAAAAAUGCCCCACAAAGCCUGGAACAAUUAGAGCAGAACAUUUGCAAAUCGAAAAAUAUCAACAAAGCGGAAAUUAUGGAAAAAUUUAAAUCCCUUACCAGUUCAAUACUUCAGGAAAAAGAUGUGGAUACAUCACAAUAUUCGGAAAAUGAAGUUCAAAAGGACGAACAAAAUGGCACCAAUUACACAGAAUCUUCUGUAACAAGGCAAGCCACACCAGCUGGGACAUUCGAAAACCCAACUAGCCGACAAUCAACGACAAACGCCUACAAUGAUGACUGCACUAAGAAUAAUAAAGAAUUAUUGCAAAUGACAGAAGCUCAGAUAGAAUCUUCCAGAUAUCUUUUAGCAGCCUCUGAAAAUUUUCAAACACUUUCUGAUAGAAGAAUAGAUUAUAACACUCUCCAUCUUGAGAAGCGGCUACAAACCUUUUCUACAUAUCCAAACCGUAUCCAUGAAGCCCUACAAAGUUUGAGAGAUCUGUCUCUUAAUUUGUAUAACAUUGAACCCUUGGAAAGACAUGAACUGGAAGAAUUCGCCUGCGAAAUAGUGAAAAAAUUCAGCACAGAUAGGUGUGUGGAAAGGAAGCCCUCUGAGAAUAAUCCAAGGCAUACCACGAUUGAAAUGCCUACAACCAUGACUCCUUAUAAACAGGAAAAGGAGGAAGUAAUUUCUCAAAAUCAACCAAAUUCGUUUGGAGAGGAUCAUCAUCUGGAAACCAAGCAAAUAGAACAUGCUGAAAGGUUGCAGGAGAACAUUCAAUUUAUUCCUAACGAAAGCUCAAUCAAGGAAAGUUUAUCAAACUCCGAAUUCGAAAAAAACGCUUACUUGGAACCCUCUUUGACCAAUUUGGAGGGUUGUUUGUACUUCUCUCCCAUAUCAACUACUGAAGAAAACAAUGAGAAAACACAGAAUUUAUAUGCAAAUGGGGAAGAUAAUAGAUCCAAUACAAAUAUCAACACUGAACAAUCUCUGAGACGUUUAGAAUCCUUAACAGGAAGUUGCCCCAAUAUUCCAUUAAAAGGAAUGUUGAACCCAGUGAAAAAUAUACGAAGCUGCGCGAACUUUGGUAUCAGAAAUAUGCCAACUUCAGAGCUAGUUUGCUGCUCCGAAACAAAUUUGAGUCCAGUAAAGGACCAGGAACUAAAAGAAGAGCAUAUAGCGAAUGAGGAUUGUGUUAACAUUUAUGAAACUCACACUGAGGCCUAUCAUACAGAGAAUGAUUGCAUUGGGAGAGGACCUAAUAAUCGUUACUUUUUCAUACCACGACCUGGCAGCAUGUCCAAUCCUCCGGCAUUCUCUCAUUGUCCCUGUAUGUUCAAAACAUAUCUAAAUAUUUUGGAAACCUUUUAAGCAAGUUAAAGGCUGAAAAUCAUUUAAUUGUUGUUCUUCUUUAUGAAUAUACGAUUUUUUUUUAUUUUGUUAUGCUUCUAUAUAUAUUUUUUUCAAAUGUUGUAUUUUAUAAUUCCUUAAUGUAUUUUGUAAACUUGGAAAAUUAA